AAAAAUAAGCACAUGGCGCCCUUUUUUGCUUCGAUUGUUUUUUUAAACAUCAUUCUCUUUUCUCUCUCUCCCACCCAACAACAUCGAUCUUUACCUACAUUCAAGCUGUCUGCAGGGGUGUGUGUUGUGAGUUUUAUAACUAUAUCUACUACUAUAACAUGAGUGAUCUAUCAGCAGCAGCAGCAGCAUCAGCAGACGACGCGUCAUUGACAUAUCCUAUGAAUAACAGCGGCCUAUAUAAAGGAGUGGGUGUUUCCUUGGCCAUUGCCAGCGGUAUAUUCAUCGGCACUAGUUUUGUUUUCAAGAAAAAGGGACUUGUUCAAUCGAUAGAACGCUCAGGAGGAGUUGCCGGAGAUGGUUACGCAUAUUUGACCUCUGCUAUGUGGUGGGCAGGAAUGGUGCUAAUGGUAAUUGGGGAGCUUUGCAAUUUUGUCGCAUACGCUUUCACACAGGCAAUGCUAGUUACUCCUCUUGGUGCAUUGAGCGUUGUUGUCAGUGCUAUACUGUCCUCCAUCUUUCUGAAAGAAAGACUGUCUCUGACAGGGAAAAUCGGUUGCUUUAUAUGUAUUGUCGGGUCGAUUGUUAUUGUGCUACACGCUCCCGAGGAGGCUGCUGAGGACACAUCUAUCGAGACUUUUAAAGAGCUCGUUCUUUCUGUGGGCUUUUUGGUUUAUGCAUCCCUCUUGAUUCUAGUCGCGUUGGGUCUUAUUUUUUUUGCCGCACCGCGGUGGGGCAAAAAGAAUAUGCUUGUAUACAUCACCAUUUGCUCUGUCAUAGGCGCAAUAUCUGUCGUAUUUACGCAAGGCUUGGGCAUGGCUAUUGUGCACUCGGUCACUGUCUCAAACCAAUUCAACAACUAUUUUAUAUAUAUCGUGCUCAUCAUUGUGAUUGUGACGCUGGUGAUCGAAAUUGUAUAUCUGAACAAGGCAUUAAAUUUAUUCAACACGUCCCUCGUAACGCCAACCUACUAUGUGCUCUUUACGACACUGACGAUCGUGAGCUCAAUCGUCCUGUAUCGACGAUUCGAUGCGACACCCGUGGAGAUUGUUACAGUUGUCCAAGGUUUCUUCUGCAUCUGCUCAGGCGUGGCUUUACUCCAACUUAGUCAACGGAAACAAGGCACCGCUAAGGAACAAGAUAAGGACGUGUUGUCAUCGUCGGGAACAACGAGGAUGGCUCAUGGUGAAACAGCAAAUAUUAUGGAACCUGGUCCAGCUGAGCUUUUCCCAUUUGCUGGGAUUACUCGUUUUGCUAGCACUACACGACGACAACCGCGCUCAUCAUCACUUUCUAUCAGAUCGACAAUUUCUGAAAAAAGUUACCUGAACCCCCGUAAAAAACGAGCAACGACAAUUGCGGGUGCUACUACCUCAAGCAACUUGCCUGUAAUAGUGAUUGAUGACGGUGACAACAACAACAGCACCAGAGAAUUACCUGUUGCGGUAAAUAACACCAUCGGUAUCGGCAACACGAAUCCAGGUGAAGAUGGUUACACUCGUGAAACACGAUGGAAAGAUCAUAUACCACAACCCCCGAUCGCUCGAUACGAACCAUUGAUAGAUCAUCGCCACAGAAAAAUAGAAGCUGCUGCACGGCAAAUCUCUAUCACGGUACAAGAGCCUGUCAUUCCCGUUGUCACAGACAUCGCUACUAGUGCUACACGCCAACAACCACAACAGCAGCCUGCAUCGACUAGUUCGUCCUUUUCAGAUAGACCUAUUCGCAACAAAUUUUUGCAAGGUGUACCAUUUCGAUCCAGAUCCCGCCGAGCGCAAGAUCGUCUCAACAAGUUUAGAGCAUAUAGUUUAGGCCUGCAUAACUCCUCGUCAGAGGAUUAUAGCAAUUUAGUGGUACAACCAUCAGGAAAUUCAUCCUUGUAUUAGAAAGUUUUUUUGAUUAGUAUACAAUAUCCAUUUAUUAUAGCAGCAGAGCUGUUAUAGUCAUCUUUAAUUACACAAAUAAUAACAGCGCUUAUCCAAUUAUAAAGCAUCUCGAGGCUAGCACUGUGCUAUUAAUCUUUUUAUGCUCGCCAGGCCACAAUUCAGUUGAUCACUUCUGGUCGGUUGUUACGCGUAAAAUGUAACAAAUAGAUUUCCAAAAAUAGGGUUUUUGUACGACAGAAUCGAUGAAGCUUCCAAAAGCUUAAGGUCAGUGAUAGUGCAUAAAUGAACAAAAUAUCGGUGUAGCGUGAACAGACAUACAUUGAAAAAUGGAACGUCAAUGCUUUUCGCCUAUUGCUGCUUAGUGGUUUCUCAAAAAGCGUACAAACCGACGUGCACGUUCGCCAUGUUUAAUACGUAUCUAAGUUUUACCUAAUUAACUGCUUGGAAUGUCAU
Molecule: messenger RNA, 2336 nt
Organism: Zychaea mexicana
Lineage: Eukaryota; Fungi; Mucoromycota; Mucoromycetes; Mucorales; Lichtheimiaceae
Product: magnesium transporter NIPA-domain-containing protein
Exons: 7
Coding region: 159-1883 (574 amino acids)
Biological process (GO): magnesium ion transport
Cellular component (GO): membrane
Molecular function (GO): magnesium ion transmembrane transporter activity
Source: RefSeq, a predicted model, not a curated record